Molecule: messenger RNA, 1308 nt
Organism: Dermacentor silvarum
Lineage: Eukaryota; Metazoa; Arthropoda; Arachnida; Ixodida; Ixodidae
Exons: 3
Coding region: 265-957 (230 amino acids)
Source: RefSeq, a predicted model, not a curated record
CACUCUAUGAGCUGUCCGCCAGUAGUUGGUCUGUGCGAGCGGGGCGGUGUGUUCGCUGGUCGCUAGGUUGGCACGCAGCAGCAGCAUGUCUUGGUCCAAGAGCCUCGCUGUCAUACCGAAAAGCCUUGAUAUAGGCAAAAUAGAGGCAUAUCGAACGUCGAGAAGCGUCAGAAACCGCAAUGCACUACGCAGCCAUAAGUUCGUCGCAGAAAGCUACGUCCAAUGCUCGACGAUUGAAACACGUUCAUUCACAGCGCAGCUCUCAUGCUGUCUGUUGAUAAAGCUCGCCAGCUUGAGCAGACCUCUCGCCAGCAGAGCCAAAGUGCGACAUGGAAAGCUGCUCGCAAGAACCGCUUAACUGCUUCAAAUUUUGGUGUUGCUGUUACACGUGAGAAUUGGACACAAAAAUGCCUGCAGAACCUCACCACAGACAGAGAUCUAUCUAGAGUAAGGGCCAUCCAGUACGGAGUUUCAAGCGAAGCCAUGGCUGUUCAGCAAUAUGAAAGAACCCUUCGAACCUUCCGGCACAACAUUGAGACCUUCCACUGCGGCCUUAUUGUGGAUCCCACGUGCCCAUGGCUCGGUGCAUCUCCCGAUCGUGUGGUGUGGGACCCAGAGGAACAGAGUCCUCAUGGCAUUGUUGAAGUCAAGUGCCCAUAUUCAAUGAGAGACUUGAAAAUACCAAGCACUGAAGGCUCGUGCCUUGUGAAAGAUGGCAACGGCACGUACAGGCUCAACCGCACCCACUUUUACUAUUACCAGGUUCUCGGGCAGAUGGCCCUUUCAGGGCUUACUUGGGCUGACUUUGUCAUGUCUGCUCCACAGUUUCUAGUUGUUGAAAGGAUUAGAUUCAGUGAAAGUGAAUGGCAGAAAUGCAAAAAUAGGCUGGACAGCUUUUAUUUUUCGACACUUCUACUGUACUUGGCAAGAACGUGCAGUACAAGCAAUGCAUCUUGAAUUCAAGAGUUUAAAAAAUCAAUGAGAAUUUAUGUAUUUAUUAAUACAGCUGUGAUACCAUUGACAAUGCCUUGUAUCCUUUUCUUGAAACGAGUAUCGAAGCCAUGUGCUCAUGGCUUUGGCUAUGCUAGCUUGGCAGUCACUGGGAAGGCUAUCUAGUACUGAACUGACACCUUGCACAGAUCCUAGGUUGCUAUUAAAGGACUUUGAAGAUUGCUUAAGAAUGCACACAAUGCCCAAAUUUCAUUAAUGAUCGGUGCGAUUGACAGUGGGAUGGGCCUGUCGAAAAUAUGAAAGGCCUUAAUACGUUGAAUGCGUCGCUCGACAUGUAUUCUGAGACUUGCAAUUUCC